AUGACGGAUGUUUGGAAAUCAAACGCCAGAAAAUUCUGCGAGUUAUGUAAGGUAUGGUUUGCGGACAAUCGAGUUAGUAUAGAGCAUCAUGAGGGAGGACAAAAGCACAAAGCUGCUAUCCAAGCUAAAUUACGAGAGCUUGGUAAACAAUGCAAACAAAAAGAAAAAGAGCAAAGUGAUCUACAAGCUACCUUAGCGAUGAUGGAAUCCGCGGCGAGCAAAAGUAUGAGAAUUGCUGAUUCAUGCCCCUCGGCGGGAAUAGUUGGUCCAUCGCCGAAACCGAAAAAAUACAUGGAUCCACGAGCACAUGGUGCUUCGAUCGCUGAAAUGGCUCGUCAGAUGGCGCAACGAAAGAAAGAGCAGGAAUUGGAGCAAAGGAAAACAGAACAUAAAUCAGAAAAUGAGAAGUGUGAUCCGGAAAGUGAAACUGUUUGGGUUGAAGCUAAGGCGGAGAAUGGUGCUCUGUAUUAUUUUCAUAUGUACAGCGGGGUAACCGUUUGGGAGAAACCCCAAAAUUACUACACAGCAGAACAGUACACCAUGAAACUAGCUGUGACGGGGAAUAACAGUGAUACAAUGGCUAAAAAUCAAGUUACUGAACCAAUUAAAUUAAAAUCGGAUAUGCAAGACCCUAGUACAUGUGAAUCAACCGCUAUAAAUGAGGCGCGAGGGAAUUCGUCUGAAGAGUCACAAAUAAUCAUGAAGUUUGAUCCCGAAAUGGACGCUACAAAUUUCGAUGUCAAUGAAUGUGAUAUUCCUUUACCUCCACCUCUUGAGAAUUCAAAGCAAGAGAAACUGACAUUGAACUUGGCGAUGAAAGAAGAGCAGUUAGAAGAGAGCAAUUGUAAUCGAAUUAUUCAGGAUGACUAUUUCAAUGCCAGUGGAGAGAAUAUUGAUGUCAAAAAUGAAACGGGGGAAAGAGUUAAUGCUGUAAAGCAAAAGGAGUCACUGCGAUCCGGUCCAUACGGGCCAUGGGUACCAGUAGAGAAUGUUCCUGAAAAACCGAAAGUAGACUGGGAAAUAUCUACUGAAGAGCAAAGGCGAAAACGAGCUAGUGAAUCGUUGGCACCAGAAGACCUCAUUACAUUUGGUGAUAAGAGUGCAGCGAUAAAACGAAAGAACAUAAAUGGACCGAUUGAAUUUAGGAAAAGGAAAACAACGAUUAAGACUAGACAACCUAUUGACGAUCAAUAA
This is a messenger RNA of Cercopithifilaria johnstoni, 1194 nucleotides long. The record is from the annotation of a GenBank genome assembly. NCBI's taxonomy places the organism in Eukaryota, Metazoa, Nematoda, Chromadorea, Rhabditida, Onchocercidae.